AUGUCUAAAUUAGAUGCCAACUCGGGUUAUUGGCAAGUGAAACUAGAAGAAGAAAGCCAGUUAAAAGCCACAUUUAUCACUCCAUUUGGUCGGUAUUGUCCAACUCGUGCUCCGUUUGGCCUUACCUCCAUGCCCGAAACAUUUAAUGAGCGUAUAGAUGACAUGAUUGUGGGGAAAAGUGGUAUUGUUAAGAGUAUGGAUGAUUUUUUAGUUUUUGGAAAAGAAUUAUCUAAAAACAAAGUAACAUUGAAUUUAGAGAAAUGCCAAUUCAGGAAAACUGAAGUCGAGUUUUUAGGACAUAAAAUUUCAAAAGAGGGAAUUCAGCCAUUAGCAACUAAAGUGGAAGCUUUUAAGAAAUUUCCAAUACCCACAAACAUUACCGAACUCAGACGAUUUAUGGGAAUGGCUCAACAAAUAUCACGUUUCAGUGCAGAUCUUGCUAAAACUGCAGAGCCACUAAGAGACCUUUUAAGUUCGAAGAAUGAAUGGAUAUGGACAGUUGUUCAUACGAACGCUUUCAACAAUUGUAAAGAAUUAUUGUCAAUGCAACCGAUUCUUGCACAUUAUGAUGUUAAAAAGAAAACAAAAAUUAGGACAGAUGGAAGUGUUACUAAUGGUAUCAGUGUCAUACUUUAUCAAUACCAUAAUGAAUGGCGACCGGUUGAUUGUGCUUCACGUUUCCUAACAGCAACGGAAAAGAUUUAUGCACCGAUCGAGGUGGAAAUGUUAGCAGCUUCGUGGGGAAUGGAAAGAAUGGCAGUUCAUUUGUACGGAAUUUCUCAUUUUGUACUAGAAACAGAUCACAAACUGUUAAUACCAAUUUUAAAUAACAAACCACUGAAUGAAUUGUCUCCACUGAUACACAGUGUACCAGCAUCAGAGCAACGAUUAGUAAAGAUUAAAGAAGCCACUGCAAAUGAUGUCGUAUUACAAGCAGUGAUAACAGCAACUCAAACUGGAUGGCCAGAACAACGCAGAAACUGUUCAAUUGAAAUUCAACCAUACUGGGAAGGCCGUGCUAAUCUCACCUACAUUAAUGGUUUGCUACUACUUGGAGAAAGAAUCGUAGUACCAAAGGAACUGCAACGUUCUAUAUUGAUGAAAUUGCAUCAGGGACACUUGGGUACAGAGAAGUGUAAACGCAGAGCUCGUCAGACUGUUUUUUGGCCUAAAAUGAAUCGAGACAUUGAAGACUUCAUAAAGAAAUGUUCGACUUGUCAAGAAAUGCCACCAUCGAAAACCAAUGCUCCAUUAUUGCCUUACUCGUCACCAGAUAUUGCUUGGCAAAACGUUGGCACUGACCUGUUUCAAUAUGCUGGUAGAUCGUACCUUAUAGUUGCGUAUUACUACUCAUUGUGGACAGAAGUAUAUUUACUUAAUCGUCCUGAUGCUGCUUGUGUCAUUGAAGCUACCAAAUUAAUUUUUUCUCAACAUGGCAUUCCAGAAACAUUAGUCUCUGAUAAUGGGAGCCAGUAUGCAUCUUAUCAAUUCAAGAAGUUUGCAAACGAAUGGGGAUUUAACCCCAUUACUAGCAAUCCUAGAUACCCCAGAAGUAACGAUCUGGCUGAAUCAAUGGUGAAAAUUGUAAAACGUCUUAUAAAGAAAACACAAAGAUCAAAUGAAGAGUUUUACUUAGGAUUGUUAGCCAUCCGUAACACACCGUUAAGUUGCGGAAAGUCGCCUGCCCAAUUACUGAUUGGGUUCAAUCUCUCCGACACCUUACCGUCAGUUGUUCGUCACACACCAAACUUCUUCAGAAACAUGGAUAGAGAGAAAAAACAAAUGAAAACCUACCAUGACCAAAGGUGUUCUGGUACGGCCUUGAUAUUUCAACCGGGCCAAAUAGUUUCCAUUCAACAUCAGGACACUCGAGAAUGGACAAUCAAAGGGAAAAUAUUGAAUGAAGUUGCACCUCGCUCAUAUACAGUUUGA
Hydractinia symbiolongicarpus is the source of this 1932-nucleotide messenger RNA. RefSeq lists its product as uncharacterized. Lineage: Eukaryota; Metazoa; Cnidaria; Hydrozoa; Anthoathecata; Hydractiniidae. The coding region runs from base 1 to 1932 and encodes 643 amino acids. Gene Ontology annotation, molecular function: nucleic acid binding. The transcript has 3 exons. Gene Ontology annotation, biological process: DNA integration. The record is from RefSeq and is a predicted model, not a curated record.